AUGGCGGCCUCCGUGAGGGUCGGGAGCGCGGUCUCGGUGCCCGCCGCAGCCCGAGGUCCCGCGCGGCGAGCGGCGCAGCAGAUCCCCGAGGAGAUCCUCGGUAACGCAGAGCUGCGGGAAGCGGCAGAGGCCCUGCCCCGAAACUACAACUUCGAGAUCCCCAAGACCAUCUGGCGGAUCCGGCAGGCUCAGGCCAAGAAGGUGGCCCUGCAGAUGCCGGAAGGGCUCCUCAUGUUCGCCUGCACCAUCGCAGACAUCGUUGAGCGGUUCACGGACGCGGAGGCGGUGGUGAUGGGUGACGUGACCUACGGCGCGUGCUGCGUGGACGACUACACGGCCCGGGCCCUGGGCGCUGAUUUCUUGGUGCACUACGGACACAGCUGCCUGAUUCCCAUCGACGCCACGCAGGGGCUGAAGAUGCUUUAUGUGUUUGUGGACAUAAAGAUCGACACGUCCCAUUUCCUCGAGACCAUUCGCUUCAACUUCGCAGCGGGCACCUCCCUGGCCCUCGUCAGCACCAUCCAGUUCGUCUCCACGGUGCAGGCAGCAUCACAGGAGCUGCGCUCCCAGUACAAGGUGUGUGUGCCCCAGUGCAAGCCACUGUCCCCAGGGGAGAUCCUGGGCUGCACAUCGCCCCGGCUCGCCCAGGACACAGACGCCAUCGUGUAUUUGGGUGACGGGCGCUUCCACCUGGAGUCCAUCAUGAUUGCCAACCCGGGGAUACCUGCCUACAGUUUCCCUGGCCUUUCCAACUGCAAGAUUAAACAGAAGAAAAGAGUCAACCUGCAGAGCGGCUGGCAGGGCCCUUAA
This is a messenger RNA of Gymnogyps californianus (California condor), 810 nucleotides long. It is a transcript of the gene DPH1, whose product is annotated as diphthamide biosynthesis 1. The coding region runs from base 1 to 810 and encodes 269 amino acids. The transcript has 8 exons. The record is from RefSeq and is a predicted model, not a curated record. Gene Ontology annotation, molecular function: 2-(3-amino-3-carboxypropyl)histidine synthase activity. Gene Ontology annotation, biological process: protein histidyl modification to diphthamide. NCBI's taxonomy places the organism in Eukaryota, Metazoa, Chordata, Aves, Accipitriformes, Cathartidae.